AUGGGGAACGAGGCAAGGGUCGGCAGAUCCGAGCUGGCCCUUGCCGCUGGCACAGCCGUCAACGCCGUCUUCGCAUACUCGUUUGUGACGGCAUGGCGGCGGAAGGGUGCACCCUUUGUGCCAUCGGCGCAGGCCAAGAUUGACGCCAUUUUUGGCAGGGGUGGCGUGCUGCAAAGCCAUGUGCGGAGAAGGCAGCACGCUGUGGAUUUGGGCAGCGGCGGCGGCGCGUUCGUGCGCGCUGCGGUGCGAAACGGCCACUUUGCUCGAGCGACGGGCUACGAGCUCAAUCCUGCUCUCGUCCUAUUUGCGCGCAUGCAGUCUGUCCUCGCCCGUGGUGAGCACUUUCGUCUCUGCUCCCUGUGGGACGCGGACCUCUCCGACGCGGACCUGGUUUUUGUGUACGGCGUGCCGUCCAUCAUGGUCGCCCUCGAGGCGAAGCUGACGCGAGAGCUGCCAGUCGACGCCGUCGUUGUCUCCAACCUGUUUCGCUUCCCUGACGUCGAAAAUGGCCGGACCACAGCGCUCGUCGAGGAGGCCUCGCAGUGGGUGGACGCAGGGCUUCAGAACCUCUCGAUGGAUGACUCAGGGAUGCUCUUCGUCUAUCGGCACCGAGCCAAGAGCAGUGAGUGA
This is a messenger RNA of Emiliania huxleyi CCMP1516, 630 nucleotides long. RefSeq lists its product as hypothetical. Gene Ontology annotation, biological process: regulation of mitochondrial ATP synthesis coupled proton transport; positive regulation of proton-transporting ATP synthase activity, rotational mechanism; peptidyl-lysine trimethylation. NCBI's taxonomy places the organism in Eukaryota, Haptophyta, Isochrysidales, Noelaerhabdaceae. The transcript has a single exon. Gene Ontology annotation, molecular function: protein-lysine N-methyltransferase activity. Bases 1 to 630 code for a protein of 209 amino acids. Gene Ontology annotation, cellular component: mitochondrion. The record is from RefSeq and is a predicted model, not a curated record.